AUGAGUCAGCUGAGCUUAUAAAGUGUGAGGUGGAGGAACACAGAUGCCAAAUGAGCCUGGUCCUCGGUCCGACUGUUUACUUUCAAUUUACUGUGUGGUGUUUUCAGAGCAGAGACACAGCCGCUCUAUUGUUCAGUGUCCAGGCCAUCAAUCUGGACUUGUCUGUCGGGGGGGAGCUACAGGCUGCUGCUUCAUCCCUUUCCUUCAACCUGAGCUCCUUUUCUAGGACAUGGGCGAACAAAAUAAAAUAUUACCUCGGCCCAUUUUCCGCCGUGAUGUGGGAUGGGAUUCCUUUCCAAACUGGACGCAGCCGAGUCGCAUCCUCGCCCGGGACCUCGGGCUCCCUCCCUUUCUGGAGCCGCGUGAUCGGGACUGGCUCGACUGGGCAAAGAAGAGGCUGGAAUCGUUCUCGUGGCCGGCGGACGCGCGGAGCGCCCUUCUGCCUCCGCUGGGGGGUCGGCACCACACGGCCUUGAGCCAGAAGGCUCUGAGGAGGCUGAAGGCUGGCGUGUCGGAGGUCCAAACGGGACCGGGCGGCUGGAAGGUCAACCUGGACGUCAGCCACUUCUCACCGGAGGAGAUCACCAUCACAACCAAGGAGGGCUACCUGCAAAUAUCAGGCAAUCACAAGGAAAAACGAGAUGAGCAUGAAAUGACAUCGAGAUGCUUCACGCGGAAAUACAAGCUCCCACAGGGCGUCGACUUGCAGCACAUCAGCUCAUCGCUCUCUGGCGACGGGGUCCUGUCGGUGGACGCGCCCGUCCACGGAGCUCCCGGCGCUCCCGACGCUGACCCGUCCAGGGAGCUGGUGAUACCGGUUCAGGUCAAAGAGAAGCAGGACGGCUAAAGAACCAUCAAACAAACAGGAAAUGGAGUUCUACAGCUUGAGAAAACUGAUUUACUGCUCAAAUUGUAUCUCUGCCACUAAAGUUUAACACAGCACUUACUUUUGUACGAUUAUAUUUUAACAUAUAAUGUAAUUCAUAGUCAUCGUAGUAACUCGUGUAACUCUAUAAACAGAAAUUACUUAGAUUUAGUUAAAUUUUACUUUUCGAAAAAUCAGUGUAGUGUGUCAAAAGACUAACAAAACCAAGCAAUUUUUACUCUAGAGAAUUAUAUACAUAUAUUAUUAUAUUCUAUUAUUUUAUAUUAUAUCAAGUCUAGGUGAUAGGUGAAACUCUGUAAAGGCAAUGGUUAGAAGAAAGGGAAGUGCUGAGGUACAGUGUUAGUGGAAAUGACCUAAAAGGUAACGGCGACCCCUAGUGUUCAGACAUGGUAUUACAUAAUGUCACUGGAUUUAUUGUGCACAGUAUGUCAUAGGUGGUCACGUGGAUAAGUGCUAUAAUGGAAAUAAAUAUUAAAGUUUG
Messenger RNA from Betta splendens (Siamese fighting fish), 1367 nucleotides. RefSeq names its product heat shock protein beta-1-like. The coding region runs from base 230 to 847 and encodes 205 amino acids. The record is from RefSeq and is a predicted model, not a curated record. NCBI's taxonomy places the organism in Eukaryota, Metazoa, Chordata, Actinopteri, Anabantiformes, Osphronemidae. Gene Ontology annotation, biological process: response to heat; protein refolding. The transcript is spliced from 3 exons. Gene Ontology annotation, molecular function: protein folding chaperone.